This is a messenger RNA of Danio rerio (zebrafish), 1088 nucleotides long. It is a transcript of the gene dcakd, whose product is annotated as dephospho-CoA kinase domain containing. Gene Ontology annotation, molecular function: transferase activity; ATP binding; dephospho-CoA kinase activity. Gene Ontology annotation, biological process: coenzyme A biosynthetic process. Gene Ontology annotation, cellular component: cytoplasm. Lineage: Eukaryota; Metazoa; Chordata; Actinopteri; Cypriniformes; Danionidae. The record is from RefSeq and is marked validated.
AUUCAUUCAUCAGGAGGAGGAAGAGAAACAUUACAGUCAGCGCACUGAUCAAUGUUAUGUACACAUAUAAUACUAUUACAUUUAUCUAGCAUUCUUCAAGAGCUGUCAAACCCUGUACAUAACUUCCAUUAACAGACAAAUUUGUGGAAGUAAAGGAGUUUGUCUUUAUUUCCGUGUAUAUCUAUGCAGAAACGCCUUUAUAAUCUCUGUUUACAUCACAUGAAGUAGAUCAUUGCUGUUGGGAUGUUUCUGGUGGGACUGACCGGAGGAAUUGCCUCAGGGAAGAGCACAGUGUCUUCUCAACUCAAAGAGCUGGGCUGUCCUGUCAUCGAUGCAGAUGUGGUUGCCCGAAAAGUGGUGGAGCCUCAAACCGCAGCGUACAGACUGAUCGUGCGCCACUUUGGGCGGGAGGUUUUAUCAGAAAAUGGUGAGAUUGACAGAAAGAAACUGGGCCAGAUCAUUUUCUCCAGCCCUGAGAAACGCAGGCUUCUCAACUCCAUCACACACCCGGAAAUACAUAAAGAAAUGUUGAAGCAAAUCCUGCUGUACUUCAUUAAAGGCUACAGGUAUGUGAUUCUGGAUGUUCCGCUGCUGUUUGAAACUCGACGGCUCACUCGAUUCCUGACGCACACUGUGGUCGUGUACUGUGAUCCAGCGACGCAGCUGUCCAGACUCAUGCAGCGGGACGCUUUGAGUCAGACUGAGGCCGAGCAGAGGAUCUCCGCUCAGAUGCCGCUGAAGGAGAAGCGCGGUCUGGCCAAUCACGUGAUCGAGAAUUCGGGCUCGCGCGAGGACACACACAGACAAGUGCUGCGGCUGCACUCCAAACUGGACGACUGCAUGCAGUUCCUGAUCAUCAGAGCCGUCGCGGUGGCUGCGCUCACUGGGCUCGGCGGACUGUUCAUCUAUACAGUCAAAAUAAUCACUUCAUAGCCCACAAACAUUAACAUUUAGUCAUUUAGCAAUAGAGGACGCAUUUAGCGACUCAACAAGAAGAGACAAUACACACAAUAAGUGCUAAUUAUUAGCCCCCUGUAUAUUUUUCCCCAAUUUCUGUUUAUCAGAAAGAUUUUCUCAACACAUUUCUA